Molecule: messenger RNA, 1338 nt
Organism: Corylus avellana
Lineage: Eukaryota; Viridiplantae; Streptophyta; Magnoliopsida; Fagales; Betulaceae
Source: RefSeq, a predicted model, not a curated record
AUGUCAAACUUUGCUCAGGAAUUUGAAGAUGAUGAGCAGUUCCAAAGCGCCGUUGCUGCUCAGUCUUCUACCGGGAGUCCACCUUCUGCUGAAAAAGACCCAGAUGCAGAGGUUGUAGCACUGUCACCAAGAACUCUAAUGGCAACAAAUAGAUAUAUAUGUGAGGUAUGUCACAAAGGAUUUCAGAGAGAUCAGAACCUUCAGCUCCACAGAAGGGGGCACAACUUGCCGUGGAAGCUGAAGCAAAGGACAAACACAGAGAUUAAGAAGAGGGUGUAUGUGUGUCCAGAGCCUAACUGUGUGCAUCAUGACCCAAGCCGGGCUUUAGGUGACUUAACCGGCAUCAAGAAACACUUCUGCAGGAAACAUGGAGAAAAGAAAUGGAAGUGUGACAGGUGCUCCAAACGUUACGCCGUUCAAUCAGACUGGAAGGCUCACGCCAAGAUCUGUGGGAGCCGAGAAUAUCGUUGUGAUUGUGGCACAAUCUUCUCCAGGAAGGAUAGCUUUGUGACUCACAGAGCCUUCUGUGAUGCAUUGACAGAGGAGAAUCACAGGGCAAACCAGAACAUUGCUACCGGAGGAGGAAUGUUACAGAGCCACGCGCAAGAUCUGUUCAUUUCAUCAAUGGCCAGCCCAGAUUCCUUCUCAAAUACAAACACAACGAUGAACUUGUCAAUGUCUAAUGAGAACGGUGACAAUUCGCUAAAGCCACUGUCUUUGGACUCAGCCGGAGUCAUGAUAUCAGAUCCUACUUUCGAUCCAAAAACAUCACGGACAUGUUUCAGCUCUGACACCGGAUCAAAUGCUUAUCCCAUGGCCAUGGCAAUUGGUUCCUGUUACACAUCUGCAACAGCCCUGUUACAGAAAGCUGCAGAAAUGGGUGCUAAAGCCAGCGAUAACUCGUUUGCGCCAAUACUACUCAGAGGAUUUAAUGGGUACUCCAUUGGCAGCCUCAACCCAUCCGGGUCUGCCCAGGAGGGUUCUUCGGUAAUUGGAGGUAAUAUACGGCCAAUGGCUGGGAGCAACAAUGGUUCUAUUGUGGGAGAUGAAGAAACCUAUAAUAAAAUCAUGGACCCAGAGGAUCAACUCCCAAAUUAUACUGUUUCUCAGACUGGAUUGUUUCGCUCUCCUCUUUCUAUGCACUCAGAAAAUGGACAUGCUGGUGAUCUGUUUAAACGUGUACAAAUUGGAGAAGACAAAAUGACCCUUGAUUUCUUAGGAGUGGAAUCAUCUGGGAAUUCGAGCACGGGCCAGAAAGGAAGCUACGAUGGUAAUAUGAUUGGGUUGGAACAUCCAAAUGCACAGCAAAGCAUGCACAAUUUGCACUCGGAAUGGUAA